CCUGCGCCGUGGGGAGCCGCCGGCGGCUGGGCGCUGGGCCGGCCGCAGUCUGGGUCUGACGGCGGCCGGAGCGGCUGUCUCGUCUAAGAUGAGGCUUCUGCUGCUUCUCCUGGUGGCGGCGUCGGCGGUGGCCCGGGGCGAGGCCUCGGCCAACCUGGGCGGCGUGCCCAGCAAGAGGUUAAAGAUGCAGUACGCCACGGGGCCGCUGCUCAAGUUCCAGAUCUGUGUUUCCUGAGGUUACAGGCGGGUGUUUGAGGAGUACAUGCGGGUUAUUAGUCAGCGGUACCCAGACAUCCGAAUCGAAGGAGAGAAUUACCUCCCUCAACCAAUUUAUAGACACAUAGCAUCUUUCCUGUCAAUCUUCAAACUAGUAUUAAUAGGCUUAAUAAUUGUUGGCAAGGAUCCUUUUGCUUUCUUUGGCAUGCAAGCUCCUAGCAUCUGGCAGUGGGGCCAAGAGAAUAAGGUCUAUGCAUGCAUGAUGGUUUUCUUCUUGAGCAACAUGAUUGAGAACCAGUGUAUGUCAACGGGGGCAUUUGAGAUAACUUUAAAUGACGUACCUGUAUGGUCUAAGCUGGAAUCUGGUCAUCUUCCAUCCAUGCAACAACUUGUUCAAAUUCUUGACAAUGAAAUGAAGCUCAAUGUGCAUAUGGAUUCAAUUCCACAUCAUCGAUCAUAGCCCCACCUAUCAGCACUGAAAACUCUUUUACAUUAAGGGAUCUUUGCAAGAGCAGCGUGACUGACACUAUGAAGGCCUGUACUGAAGACAGCAAGCUGUUAGUACAGACCAGAUGCUUUUUUGGCAGGCUCGUUGUACCUCUUGGAAAACCUCAGUGCAAGAUAGUUCUUCAGUGCUGGCACAUUCUGGCAUUCUGCACAUUCGUGGAGUGCAAUAAUGCUGUAUAGCUUUCCCCAGCCCAGAUUCACCAGUUAAUAGUUUCUUUUUUUUUAAAUGUAGACAUUACUACUUGUAACUUUUUUCUUAGUCAUAUUUAAGAAGUAGGAAAUUGAGUUACAAUUUGAUUUUUUUUUUUCUCCAGGGUGUCUGUUAAAUCUUGUGUUUUUAUAUGAGUCCUUUUUUUUUUUUUUUUUUAAUUAAAGUCAAUCUUUUAGGGAAUACAGCUGAAGUUCCCAAAUAUUUAUGAGUUUAUCAGUCAUCUCUAAUUUGGUCAUGUCCAAUUUAUAUAAUUUUCAAAAUACUACAGAUUGUGAACAAGAUUAUGGGGGGCAUCUAAUAUCCAGAGUACUCUACCAAUUUGUGUGUGUGUGUGCGCGUGUGUGAUUACCAGAGAACUCCUACAAAACCAACUGCUUUUUAAAUUCUGUUGUGUAGUUCAAGUGUCUUGCCUUGACCAGUCUAAUGAGUUGAUUAACUGGGCCUUUAUACUUAACUUAAUAAAAAACUAAGCAGAUGUCAGUUAAA
Molecule: messenger RNA, 1420 nt
Organism: Sciurus carolinensis (gray squirrel)
Lineage: Eukaryota; Metazoa; Chordata; Mammalia; Rodentia; Sciuridae
Gene: Selenot
Product: selenoprotein T
Exons: 6
Biological process (GO): cell redox homeostasis
Cellular component (GO): endoplasmic reticulum membrane
Molecular function (GO): thioredoxin-disulfide reductase (NADPH) activity
Source: RefSeq, a predicted model, not a curated record